Molecule: messenger RNA, 1545 nt
Organism: Salvia hispanica
Lineage: Eukaryota; Viridiplantae; Streptophyta; Magnoliopsida; Lamiales; Lamiaceae
Product: ethylene-responsive nuclear protein / ethylene-regulated nuclear protein (ERT2)
Source: RefSeq, a predicted model, not a curated record
AGCCCUCAAACCGACAAGCGAUCUCAUUAAUUUCUCCGAUCCGAUUAUUACAGUUGAAACCAGUUCCCACGCGCCAUCAUCCCCUUUUCCCUUCCUUUUAAAUCCCUCUCUAGGGUUUCAAAAUCCCCUCAAUCAGAAAGGGGCGAAAUCAAAGUUGCCCCCUUUUUAUAAAGACUCCUUUUUUAACAUUUCAUCCCAACUCUCCCGAUUUCAAAUUAAGGGAAUUUGGAUGAUUUCUGCGGAAAUUUCAGAAAUUCGGAAGGGGUUUUUGUAGAAUCGAUUGAAAUUCGAUCAAUUUCGCGUUUCUGCGAUGCCUUUCCCGUGGAAGAAGGUGAAGAGCGGCCGAAUUUCCCGACUGGUCAACGACCACCUCCACAUCUCCCAGAAGCGGCGCGACGGCUCCUCUCUGGUGGUGGAGACCGGUUUUCCGACUUCGUUGAUCGAUCUCUUCAUCAAGAAUCGCGAGAAAUUGAAGAAGCCGUCGAAGAAGAAGCGCGGCGUUUGUGAUCCGGCGGUUGAAGGAUCGCCGAUUUUCUGCCCUCCGCCGCCGCCGUCGCCGGUGGGAUCGCCGCUGCGGCGAAGUGUUUCCCCAAUUCCGCCUCCGCCGAUUGAAAUUCGAAACGCGGAUGAGGCUGUGGAGGAGCGCGGCGGCGCUGAGAGCGGCGGGGAAGCGAGGGAUAGGGAAGUGAAUGGGGUUUUGGUGAUGAUUUUCAAGAUUUUCACGGUGGUGGUUUUGGGGUUUUCCACUAAGAGACUCGCUUUAGGGAUCACCAUCUCGGCGGCCCUCCUCCUCCUCCUCGAAUACGCCGGAAAACGCCGCCGCCGCCUCUCCCCGGCGGCGCCGCCGAUUGUGCAAACUAAUUCUAGAUUACUAAUUCAAGAAAUUCAAGUCCUCGAAUCACCGGAGAUUCAACCGGAGAAGGAGAUCACCGAGGAGAAAUCGAAACCUGAAUUUCGAGAAAUCGAGGCCGUGGAGAUGGCAAUGAAGGUAGAAGAAGAGCCUCCCCUCUCCAAAAAAACAAGAAAAGCAAAGAUUUCUUCCAAGAUUAGGAAAAUUGUUCUGAUUCCAAAGAAAUUCAGAGGUGCUAAAAAGGAUCACAGAGAUGAUCACAUUGCCGAGGAAUCGGAUAACGGAAACAUAGCCUCGUCGGUUUCCGAUCACAGAGAAGAAGAUGUGAGGACUUCAAUCUGUGAAGUAGAAGCAAAGAUUGAUGAAGAUGAAGAUGAAGGCGAAGAUAAGGUCAACUCUGUGGAGGCUCGGAGAUACAUGGUGCUGUGUCUGAUCGUGCUGGCUGGCCUCAUCGGAGGCCGGCCUUUCGCGCUUGUCCUGACGUUGGUGUGGUUGUUGGUGUUGAAAGUGAUGAUGUGGUUUAACGUUAAGUCCAGUUAGAAACAUUUUUUAAGGUUUUGGUUGUGGUUUGCACAGAUGUUGAAUAUGACAUACGGAUGUAAAUUUGGUAGAUGGAAAUCUUAAGUUAACCUAUUUGUUGUCUGAAUUUGAUCAUCUUGAGAAAUAUGAUGAUUGAUGAUGAAUGUUUUUGAUUA